GGUAUGCUUCUGUAGGGCACUCGACGACACAAAGAACAAGUAACUAGCUGGACCUCAUAAUUCAGCUCUAGCUUUACACGAAAUCACGCAUACAAAAAUUCCAUUUGGGAAUUGGACGAGUUCAAUAAUUGGCUACGAGUACAGUCAAAGAGGCGGAUAAGAGAAUUUUGACAAGUAUUAAUGAGCCAUAUUCAACUAAAUAAGGCCUCAUGCAUCCUCAAACUCGUGAAUCUCCCUCCGCAUGUCCGCCUUUGAUUUCGACCAACUGGAGACAUGAAAUCCAAGUUACAGGUUUCAACGAGAUAUCCAGCUUUCUACCACAUUGAUUUUGACAGCCAAGCAAUGUAGCAGUUUACGCGUAUGCACGAGUCAACGAAGGCGACGCGCCAUCGCUCUACGGCUUUGGUCGCGGUAGUGGAGAUUAUAUAUACCUAUGGAGCCAGUGAGAUUGAUGCACUCAUCCCCUUGCUCGAUCCAUGGCCUCCUUCACGCUCGCUCUUCUCUCAGCUGCGCUCCUGCUCUGCAGCGCAGCGCAGGCGCAGCUCUCGUCGUCGUCGUUCUACUCCCGCACUUGCCCGUCCUUGCCAAACAUCGUCCGGUCGACCAUGGCGCAGGCCGUCAACAAGGAGCCUCGCAUGGCCGCCUCGAUCCUCCGCCUCUUCUUCCACGACUGCUUUGUCAAUGGCUGCGAUGCAUCGAUUUUAUUGGACGACACGGCGACGUUCACCGGCGAGAAGAAUGCUUUCCCUAAUAUAAACUCUGCCCGUGGCUACGAGGUCCUCGACGCCAUCAAAUCCAACGUCGAAGCCGCUUGCCCCCAAACGGUUUCCUGCGCCGACAUCCUCGCUCUCGCCGCUCGCGAUGGCGUUUCCUUGGUAAAUAGUUUGAACAUUGAAUUGAAUCCCGGAGCCAAGGAACUAACUUGGAUAGAAAUGCAGGUCGGCGGACCAAAUUGGAAAGUCUCACUCGGCCGCCGGGAUGCCACAACGGCGAGCCAGAGCGACGCCAACAGCAACCUCCCGGGACCCUCCUCCAGCCUCUCUCAGCUCGUCGCUUCGUUCGCGGCGAAAGGCCUCAGCGCCCACGACAUGACCGCGCUCUCCGGCGCCCACACCAUCGGCCGAGCGCAGUGCGCCAACUUCCGCUCCCACAUCUACGACGACGCCGAUAUCGACCCUAGCUUCGCGGCUGCCUGCCGCCGGGAAUGCCCCUCAGCCGGCGGCGACGGUAACUUGGCGCCGUUCGACUUGCGGACCCCGGACCGGUUCGAUAAUAGCUACUAUCAGAACCUGGUGGCGAAGCGGGGGCUGCUGCACUCCGACCAGGAGCUGUUCAACAACGGGACGCAGGACAAGUUGGUGCGGCGGUACAGCGUCAACGGCAAGGCGUUUGCUAAGGACUUCGCGGCGGCCAUGAUGAGGAUGGGAGCCAUCAGCCCUCUCACCGGAGCCAGCGGGGAGAUCAGAUUGAACUGCAGGGUGGUGAACAAGUAGCCUUCCUUCUUGCCUGGAACUGAUUAGUCGCCGAUUUGUUCAUUCUUUUACACUGUGAAGCAAACACUGUUCUUUAUUCUUUCAAAAAAAAAAAAAAAAAAAAGAAAGAAAAAAGAAAAAAGAAAAAAGGAAAAAGAAAAAACAUGAUCAUAAAGUUUAAUUACCGUGAUAUAUUGCUCAAAUUAAAGCUCUGUUUUAGCUUAGGCAUGUGAACUUUUUAUCAAGUCAAUAGUGGAAUUGAUGGCAUGGUUGAUUGAUAA
Molecule: messenger RNA, 1753 nt
Organism: Zingiber officinale
Lineage: Eukaryota; Viridiplantae; Streptophyta; Magnoliopsida; Zingiberales; Zingiberaceae
Product: peroxidase P7-like
Exons: 2
Coding region: 477-1493 (338 amino acids)
Biological process (GO): hydrogen peroxide catabolic process; response to oxidative stress
Molecular function (GO): heme binding; peroxidase activity
Source: RefSeq, a predicted model, not a curated record